AGUGCUGACGUUGGCAGCCGAACCCAAAGUAGAUCGAGGCGGCGGGCUGCGCAUUCCCGUUGUUGCGUUGCGUUUCCUUCCUCUUUCACUCCGCGCUCCCGGCGGCGGCGACGGUGACGGCGGCGCGAGAACGACCCGGCGGCCAGUUCUCUUCCUCCUGCGCACCCGCCCCGCUCGGUCAGUCAGUCGGCGGCCGGCGCCCGGCGCCCGGCUUGUGCUCAGCCCCCGCGCUUGCCGCGCCCAGGCCCAGCGGCCGUAGCUAGCGUCUGGCCUGAGAACCUCGGCGCUCCGGCGGCGCGGGCACCACGAGCCGAGCCUCGCAGCGGUUCCAGAGGAGGCAGGAGAGUGAGCGAGUCCGAGGGGUGGCCGGGGCAGGUGGUGGCGCCGCGAAGAUGGUCGCCAAGCAGAGGAUCCGCAUGGCCAACGAGAAGCACAGCAAGAACAUCACCCAGCGCGGCAACGUCGCCAAGACCUCGAGAAAUGCCCCCGAAGAGAAGGCGUCUGUAGGACCCUGGUUAUUGGCUCUCUUCAUUUUUGUUGUCUGUGGUUCUGCAAUUUUCCAGAUUAUUCAAAGUAUCAGGAUGGGCAUGUGAAGUGACUGACCUUAAGAUGUUUCCAUUCUCCUGUGAAUUUUAACUUGAACUCAUUCCUGAUGUUUGAUACCCUGGUUGAAAACAAUUCAGUAAAGCAUCCUGCCUCAGAAUGACUUUCCUAUCAUGCUUCAUGUGUCAUUCCAAGGUUUCUUCAUGAGUCAUUCCAAGUUUUCUAGUCCAUACCACAGUGCCUUGCAAAAAACACCACAUGAAUAAAGCAAUAAAAUUUGAUUGUUAAGAUGCAGUAGUGGACCCUACUUAUUCAGUCAAUUAAGAGUAAGUUUUUUUAUGUGGUUAUUAAAACAGUAUGAAAAAUUAGUCUAACUCUGCAUAGACAGGAUCUAGAUUUUGUUAACCCUAAUGUAUAAAUGCAGUUAGCUUAAAUUCCAAUUUGAAAUCUUGUGGUUUUUAUAUAGCUAGGCACUUUAUUACUCUUUUGAACUGAAAGCACACUCCCUUAUAGGUUCAUGUAACUGUCCUGUAGUAAGGUGCUUAUAAAUGGAACAACUACACAGCCUAGUUUUGCCACAGCCUUUAGCAUCUAAAAAUUUUUAAAAGCUUCUAAAUGUCUAAUAUAAAGGGAGAUGUUUAUAGCCACAACAUCUGUUUUACCAAUAUUGUUUCCAUUACACUACCUUGGAUUUUGCAUGAGUGAGUAUAGUAACCGAAGAUGCCAUAAAAAAAACUUGAUCAUUUUCUGACUUAAUCAGUUACUGUGGUUUCACUAAAAGCUACCGUGGUGGAGUGAAGUCAAUCAGGGAAGGUUUGUUUAUGUUACAUUGAUUCCACCAGAACUAUUUUAAUAUAUCAAAGGGGUUUACAAUGCCAAACAAAAUUCUAGGGAAAAAUACUGCUAAAAAUGGAUGCCUCAUCAGAACAUGCUGUUGAGUCCAAUGUGCCAUAAGACAUUUUAGCAUGUUAAAUAGCACUUUUAAUAACAAAAAAAGGCACAUCAACUACAAAGUUAUCCUUAGUUUGGAAAUGCUUUUUCUAGAUUAAUGAUUUUUCAAUCAUUAGGUAGUACCUAAUCAUUAGGGUACUAGACACAUCAGCCUAAAGUGGCAUCUGGAAUUGAAUGGAUUUACUGAUGAUGAUCAGUCUUUCGUCUUCCCUUUGUUAUAUGACUUUGUAGGUUAUGAUUGAUCAAAUUUACGUUUUACUAAUGGUGAGGGUGAGGAUCAUAGGGCAGGUUUUGGGUUUUCUAGUACUGUUGAAAACUGCAAGUAUUGGCUAUUUGUAUACUUAGCCAUAACUUGGUGAAAAAAAAACCUGAGCAGUGUCUAUGUAUUAAUGCGUUGGAAAGAAAGCUGCUUGUGUUUGCUUUGUUAAUUGCCUCAGGAUAUUUCUUUUAAAAUAAGCUGUUUUAAGAGGAACAGAAGGGAAAUCUGCUACCUAGUCUAUACACAGUGUGAACCUCAUAGGGGGCUUCUGGUACCCUCAAACAAGGAGAACAGUAAGGGAGCGGAGUGGUUAAGGACUUUCAGGAACUUAACUGUUCUGGCGUAAGAAAUGAAUCAACUGACCUUGGGCCAGCAGGUUUUUAACUAAAUUGUUACUUGCCUUUCUCACCCAGUUAAUCUCUGUACUUGUUUCCCUUUUUGAAACAAGUGUCUUGGUUAACUAAUUCUGUUUUAUGGUUGCGCUAAAUUCAUAGCAGGUGCCUUAUUCUUUGCUUUGAGUCAAACCAUUCCAUAUCAGAAUUUUCCUUGGUUUACUAUAGAUAUUUGGCUUUAAGUUGUUGUUUGUGUUUUUUAAUGUAUAAUGUUCUGAUAAAUUUGACUGUUAAAUUGCUAUAGCUAGCAAUCAUUUUACAUAUGUAAAAUUGCAUUCCCUUUGUAUUUCAUGUGUAAUUUACCAGUUAAGUGCAUUUUAUAUUCAGGUUGGAUUAUGCAUGUUUAGGUAAAUGAAAGCUGUGUCUUAUUUGACUUAUUCUUUAAAAAUAAAGUUCCCUGAAUAUUUGA
Messenger RNA from Symphalangus syndactylus (siamang), 2554 nucleotides. It is a transcript of the gene SERP1, whose product is annotated as stress associated endoplasmic reticulum protein 1. The record is from RefSeq and is a predicted model, not a curated record. Gene Ontology annotation, cellular component: endoplasmic reticulum. Gene Ontology annotation, biological process: endoplasmic reticulum unfolded protein response. Lineage: Eukaryota; Metazoa; Chordata; Mammalia; Primates; Hylobatidae.